GCCAUGAAGUUUGUGGUUUUAGCGUAUCACCUGCGUCGACAUUCCGAUGCUGGGUCACGUCAACGCGGGUCGGCGAUUGAUCGGACAUACGCACAACGCCGCUAUAGAUACCGUCUCCUCACUUCGUUCGCAUCCAGCUAGAUACCAACACAACCAAUUCAGAUAGGCACAAACUCCACCUUUAGAGAGAGAAUUGAACAGUAUUCCUUGAUCACUAACUACAUUCUAACCAUCGAUCAAUAUGGCGCAAUCAAAGUCGGUACAGCGGAUAGUCUUUGGAGCGAUGACAUUGGGCAAAGAAGGUGCUGAACAGGCUCGAGUUCAUUCACUAGAUGAAGCUGGCAAGAUCCUUGACGUCUUCCAGGCUCAUGGACAUGUCGAAGUCGACACGGCGCGGACUUAUGCCGGCGGAUCAACUGAGGAGUAUCUCGGCGCACUCGACUGGCAAUCGCGCGGCAUCGUUCUGGAUACGAAGCUCUCGCCGCUCAACGGCAGCCUGAAGUACACUCACUCGCCAGAGGAUCUGCGGCGCGGUCUGAAUGACUCGUUCGCGGCGCUCAAGACCGACAAGGUAGAUAUGUGGUAUCUCCAUGCACCGGAUCAUUCCGUACCGUAUGAGGAAACGCUGCGCGAGGUUAACGAACUCUACAAGAAGGGCUACUUCAAGCGCUUUGGCAUCAGCAAUUACGCUGCAUGGGAGGUUGCGCAGAUCAGUGAGAUCUGCGCCAAGAAUGGCUGGAAGGGACCGGACGUUUAUCAGGGAGUAUACAACGCACUUCAUCGUGGUGUGGAGCCGGAAUUGUUUCCCUGUCUGCGGCAUUACGGGAUCGCAUUCUACGCCUUCAAUCCUUUGGCAGGUGGAUUUCUGACGGAUCGAUACCAGAGAGACACGGCGGUGGCGGACCUUGAGAAGGGCAGUCGGUUCGACCCUGACAGGUCGCAGGGAAGAAAUUACCGGGGCAGGUAUUGGAACGAGACAUACUUUGACGCGCUUGACGUGGUGCGGCCCGUUGCCGAGAAGCUGGGCAUUAGCACGGCGGAGGCGGCGCUGAGGUGGAUCAGCCAUCACGGUGUACUGGCAAAGGAGAAGGGCGACGCGAUCAUAAUUGGGGCCAGCAGUGCUCAACAGCUGGAUGAGAACCUGGUGAAUCUGGAGAAAGGACCACUGCCGGAGGAGCUGUUGACGGCUUUUGAUGAGGCAUGGGGAAUCGCAAAGGCGGUCGUGAAGCCGUAUUUCAGAGAGAGAGCCUGAUGUCUUAAGACACCAAUUGCUAGCCUAGCCCAUGGCAUGGACUGUGAGUGGAUGGGAUUUUCCAGAUGAUAUCGCCAGCCACGAGUAACGAGUUGAUACUGGCAUAUUUACUUAACCUACUGUUUUGGCGCGGGAAGAGUGCUGAAAUCUACUGUAGCGAGAAGCCCAUUGUAGGUGCUGCCGCAAGUGCUACUGUACCUGUACAGCACGGAGUAGACUGCCAGAGAUGAUGCGCGCACAGACGCGAUUGACGAUAAGAUAAAAAUUUUGGCGGGGAAAUUCUCGAGUCGCAGCAAUCCGCUAGACUAGACUAACUAAAUGAACGUGGGACGUAUUCUGCAGUGCUGCUGCAUACUCAAACUCAAGCUCCGUGCGACAUCCUUUUUCUUUUCCCUCCUCCUCCUCCUCCUCCUUCU
Truncatella angustata is the source of this 1668-nucleotide messenger RNA. RefSeq names its product keto reductase. Lineage: Eukaryota; Fungi; Ascomycota; Sordariomycetes; Amphisphaeriales; Sporocadaceae. Bases 242 to 1252 code for a protein of 336 amino acids. The record is from RefSeq and is a predicted model, not a curated record. The transcript has 2 exons.